Messenger RNA from Hibiscus syriacus, 1000 nucleotides. RefSeq names its product MADS-box protein JOINTLESS-like. Bases 111 to 824 code for a protein of 237 amino acids. The transcript has 8 exons. Gene Ontology annotation, molecular function: protein dimerization activity; RNA polymerase II cis-regulatory region sequence-specific DNA binding; DNA-binding transcription factor activity, RNA polymerase II-specific. Gene Ontology annotation, biological process: positive regulation of transcription by RNA polymerase II. NCBI's taxonomy places the organism in Eukaryota, Viridiplantae, Streptophyta, Magnoliopsida, Malvales, Malvaceae. The record is from RefSeq and is a predicted model, not a curated record. Gene Ontology annotation, cellular component: nucleus.
CGUGUUCAGAUUUUGAUUUUCCAUGGAAAUUAUUGUUGCUGUCCUUGUUUACUUGAACAACACUUGGGUUUGUUCUUUGUUUUCAGGGUUUAGAUAAAUUAUUGUCCAAUAUGACGAGAAAAAAGAUUGAGAUAAAGAAGAUACACAACACUGCGGCGAGGCAGGUGACUUUCUCGAAGAGGAGAAAAGGGCUUUUCAAGAAAGCUCAUGAGAUUUCCACUCUGUGCGAUGCUGAGGUUGCUCUUCUGGUGUUUUCAGCCACCGGCAAGCUCUUUGAGUACUCCAGCACCAGUACGAGGCAGGUGAUUGAAAGGCGUGGUUUACUACCGGAAAGGAUUGACAAAUUGGAUUCAACUCCAUCAUUUUAUCUGCAGCUUGAAAGCGCCACACGUAACAUAUUGAGCAAGGAAGUUGCAGAAAAGACCCGAGAACUGAGACAGCUGAGGGGAGAAGAACUCGAAGGAUUAAACCUAGAAGAGUUGAAACAUCUAGAGAAAUUACUCAAAACCGGCCUAACCCGAGUCACAGAAACAAAGGAUGAUCUAUGUUUGAAAAAAAUCAGCAGCCUUAAGAGGAAGGGAGCAGAACUCAAGGAAGAAAACCAGAAAUUGAAACAAGUGAGUGUUGAAUCAUUUUUGGAAACUUGGUUGUUUCUCGUUUUCAAGGUGGAGAACUUACCUCGUGCGGUCCAAGAAAUUGUAGGGCAUCAAGGCCAGCCAUCAGAGCCAGUUGCCCUAGUUCACACAUCUAGAGACCCUCGGCCUCAUGGAUACAACUAUAGCUCUGAUAUUUUCCUCACACUGGGGUUACCUUUCCCUAACUGAUAGAAAGAUUAGAGGGGAUGUUGUGAUGAAAUGAUCAUCUUCCUGCAUAAUGUCUUAUCUUUGAAGGACCAUUUUAUCCAAGUAAAUAUAGAACCUAACUAGUUUAUUUUAAUGUACUUGUGUAUCGAUAGUCUCGAGAUAAUUAAUUUUUAUUGAUGCUUAAGGAAGAUGUUGAA